AUGUCUUCGAGUGCUCUGAAUGUGUAUGGUGACCAAAAUAUACUAGUACCAGCGCAUCUACACUUUGGCAAAUAUUUACUGAACCAUGUGAAAAAUGUACAGGACACGGUUGCGUUGGUACAUGCGGAAAGUGGAGAACAGAUUACAUACAAGGAGCUCACUCAAUGCGCCGUGAACCUGGCGAGCGAGCUGAUGAAGUUGGGGGUCGGGCGAGGGGACAUUGUCGCUCUGGGCACAGAAAAGCGCAAUGAAAUUGCGCCAAUCGUGCUAGCUGUUUUAUUGACAGGGGCUGCUUAUACCACUUUUAAUUUAUACAAUGGCAAAUCCACAUUGAAACACAAAUUGUCAAUUGCUCGACCGAACUAUUUCAUAUACUCCAAACUAUUUUGGGAGAGAUACAGUGAUCUUUUAUUAGCAUCUGAUUCCAUUGAAACAUUGAUGACAUUAGACGUUGAAAUUACAAAUGUUCCUUGCAUAAAAACAUUCAUGAAUUGCUACGUUGAUAUUAAUAGUUUUGAGCCGGCUGAGGUGAAGGGACAGAUAGAUACAGCAAUAAUUUUUUACUCGUCGGGAACCACAGGUCUACCGAAAGGGGUGUGCUUUACGCAUUUGAAUUGUAUUUUAAACUUAAUACCUUUUAUCUUGGACUAUGGAUCAUUACAAAAGUUUUUAACAUGUGGAGAAUGGUAUCACACUUAUGAUACUUUUUCAGUAUUCAGAUAUUUAAGCAUUGGUAAAACAAUUAUAUAUGUAACAAAGGUUACAGCCGAAAACAUACUAAAAAGUAUAAAUGAAUAUAAGAUUGAUAUGGCAAUGCUAACAACAAAUCUUAUAGAUGAUUUGUGCAAAAUUUGCGAUACCGACUAUUACUCGGAAACUAUGAAAGUAAUUUAUAACGUAGCGGCACCUCUACAUAAUAGAACGGUCGAAAGUAUUAAAAAAAGAUUUCCGAACUUGAAAGAAGUAUUUAAAGGUUAUGGAAUGACGGAAUGCGGAGAUAUAACUUCAGAAAAUUGGGGCACGAAAGGACCAAAGUCCGGCAGUGUCGGCGUGGUUUCACCUGGAAUUGUUUUAAAGGUUACAGAUCCUGUUACGGGCAGAACACUUGGUCCAAAUGAAAGGGGUGAAAUACGCGUCAAAGGCCCCGGACUUAUGAAAGGCUACAUCGGAAUGGAUCCUUCCACGUACUUGGAUGAGGAUGGCUUCCUUAAAACUGGCGAUUUGGGAUACUACGAUGAUGAUAAAUACUUUUAUAUCGUUGAUAGGAUUAAAGAAAUUCUUCGCUAUGAUGGUUUUCAGAUUUCACCAUUAGAAUUGGAAUCAAUACUACAGAUGCACCCAGAUGUGCUAGAAGUUGGCGUGGUCGGUAAACACAGUGAGGAACAUGGCGAUUUGCCUACAGCAUUUGUCGUUACAGUGCCUGGUGCUAAGGUCACUGAACAGGAAUUGAUCAAUUAUAUGGAUGGUGAGGUACCGCCAUUUAUGCAUCUAGCGGGUGGAGUGAAAUUCGUCACAAAACUGCCAAGAACUCCCCUGGGAAAAAUUCUGCGCCGUGAAUUAGGAGAAAUGUUGAAAAAUGAAAGGAUUAAAAAAAAAAAUCUUUAUUUGGGAUAAUUUGUAACAACGAUAUAUUUUUUAUACCCAGUUCAGUUCUCAGACAAAACUUUAGAUAUAUCGUCAUUGGACAGAUGGCCUCAGUCGGCCGAUUACACGUUAGUUUACUACAUAAUUACCUAUUGUAUAAUAUUAUGUUUUAUGCACUUAUUUUUUUACUUAAGUUCUUCAA
Messenger RNA from Colias croceus (clouded yellow), 1786 nucleotides. Its product is annotated as 4-coumarate--CoA ligase 1-like. The record is from RefSeq and is a predicted model, not a curated record. The transcript has 9 exons. Gene Ontology annotation, molecular function: long-chain fatty acid-CoA ligase activity. NCBI's taxonomy places the organism in Eukaryota, Metazoa, Arthropoda, Insecta, Lepidoptera, Pieridae. Bases 1 to 1614 code for a protein of 537 amino acids. Gene Ontology annotation, biological process: long-chain fatty acid metabolic process; fatty-acyl-CoA biosynthetic process.